AUGCUCACGCUAUUGAUCACCAUUGGCUUCCUCAGCACAGCCACUGGCAUCGCCAAAGCUCUCAAAGUGACCCAGCCAGCAGUGGUGUUGGCCAACAGGCAAGGAGUUGCCAAUCUGGUGUGUGAAUAUAAGCACAUUGGGAAUGCAGAGGAAAUCCGAGUGACCCUGCUUAAACAGACGGGCAAGGAGUACACCGAGAUCUGUGCUUCAACCUACACAACUGAGUACCAGAUGUUCAUUGUGGAAAAGAUCAUUGAGUGUCAUGUCAGCCCCAGCCAAAACAAUGUGACCCUCACUCUCAUGGGGCUGCACGCUACUGAUGCUGGUCUAUACAUCUGCAAGAUGGAGCGGCUGUACCCACCACCCUAUUAUAUGAACACAGGCAAGGGAACACAGCUCUUUGUCACUGAUCCAGAGCCCUGCCCAGACACUGACCUGUAUCUCUGGAUAUUAGGAGCAGCUGCUUCAGGAUUGUUUAUUUACAGUAUCUUCAUUACAGCCUGUGUCCUGAGCAAAGCGAUUCGGAAGAGGAAAUAUCUCACUACGGGGCUCUAUGUGAAAAUGACUUCAGAGGAAGAGAAGAAAGUUAAGCCGUAUCACAUCGUCAUUCGCUGA
This is a messenger RNA of Emys orbicularis (European pond turtle), 615 nucleotides long. It is a transcript of the gene CTLA4, whose product is annotated as cytotoxic T-lymphocyte associated protein 4. Lineage: Eukaryota; Metazoa; Chordata; Testudines; Emydidae. The record is from RefSeq and is a predicted model, not a curated record. Gene Ontology annotation, biological process: negative regulation of regulatory T cell differentiation; T cell receptor signaling pathway; B cell receptor signaling pathway. The coding region runs from base 1 to 615 and encodes 204 amino acids. The transcript has 4 exons. Gene Ontology annotation, cellular component: membrane; external side of plasma membrane.